AUGCAAUUAACCAUUUGUGCCCUCUUUAUCCAGAGCCUCUCCCACUUUGACCAUGAAGAAGAUGUGGAAACACAAGUGACUGAAGAUGUGUUUUCAAUGCAGAGGGAAGCAUGGGAAUUGUUUGAACAGUUUGAAAGAAAAUUCUGCUCCGUGCAUUCCACUGCCAUUCUGUACAGAGAGAGAAUCGUUGAAUCCUUUCAGCAGCUUCAUCAACAUCUUUUAAAGAAGGAAGAAGUGCAACUGGCCAAAAUCGCAGAGAAAAAACAAAAAGCCAUAAAGGAUUUACAGAUUAGAGAAUCUUUGAUUUCAGGCCUGUGUUCCUCCAUUACGAAAUUUAUUUUCCUUCUGGAAAAUGAAGAGGCAACAUUUUUAGACACUGAAGUGUUGAAUAGAUUUAGGGCAGAGCUAAAGGAUCUGUCCAAGUGUGAAGUUGCAUUACAUGGCCAUGCAUCCCCUAUCAACACACAGGUGUGGAGAGGGAUAAGGCAUUUUGUAAAGCCACUGCAGAGAUCAUUACAGUUUGACCCACAGAGUGCUCAUACUAACCUUAUCUUCUCUAAAAAUCUCAAGCAAGUAAGGUUCUCGCCCUUUGCUCAACCUCUGAAAAGCUCCAACUCUUUUGAUCCAGGGCUUUAUGUCUUGGGAGUUCCUGGUUUUCAUUCUGGUCAGCACUACUGGGAAGUGGAUGUUGGCCAUAAAAGCAACUGGAUUGUUGGAGUUGUGAAAGAGUCAGUACCAAGAAAGGGAUCUCAAAACCUGGAUCCAGCUAAGGGUUUUUGGGUGUUAAAUAAACAAGGAGACAACGUCUACGUUGGCUGUGGGCUGUCAUGUCCAAAGUCUUUGCGUUCUCCCCAUAGAAUUGGGGUGUUUAUUGACCUUUUAGAUGGCUACUUGGCUUUCUACGAUGUAGAUACGAAUAGUGUAAUCUUUGAAAUCACAGAAUGCAAUUUUGUUGGGAACCUACUUCCAUUUUUCUGCCCAGGAGUCCCAGCAAAGGAGGAAGAUUUGGGGCCCUUGACUUUGCUUAACUAACUGCCCAAUGAAG
Molecule: messenger RNA, 1045 nt
Organism: Nanorana parkeri
Lineage: Eukaryota; Metazoa; Chordata; Amphibia; Anura; Dicroglossidae
Product: E3 ubiquitin-protein ligase TRIM21-like
Exons: 1
Coding region: 1-1032 (343 amino acids)
Molecular function (GO): protein binding
Source: RefSeq, a predicted model, not a curated record